Molecule: messenger RNA, 2365 nt
Organism: Myotis brandtii (Brandt's bat)
Lineage: Eukaryota; Metazoa; Chordata; Mammalia; Chiroptera; Vespertilionidae
Gene: MICU1
Product: mitochondrial calcium uptake 1
Exons: 13
Coding region: 147-1583 (478 amino acids)
Biological process (GO): calcium import into the mitochondrion; mitochondrial calcium ion homeostasis
Cellular component (GO): uniplex complex
Molecular function (GO): calcium ion binding
Source: RefSeq, a predicted model, not a curated record
CCACUAUCCCGACAGGCCCAGCGGCUAGAGGAGUCACCUGGAGGUGGGCGGUGAUGGAGGCUGGUCUCGGCUGCCUCUUCGUCUCUAUGGUUUUCUGAGGUGGGAGGACUUGACGCAGAAGCAACUGGCGCUUCAGCGGGGACGGGAUGUUUCGUCUUAAGUCACUUUAUGCAUUGGCAGAACUGGCCCUGGGCUCUCGAUGGUACCAUGGAGGAUCACAGCCCACCCAGGUCAGGCGUCGACUAAUGGUAGUGGCUUUUCUGGGAGCAUCUGCAGUAACUGCAAGUACUGGUCUUUUGUGGAAGAGAGCCCUUGCAGAAUCUCCACCAUCUGUAAAAAAGAGUGAAGUUGGUGAUAAAGGAAAGAAUAAAGAUGAAGGGGAAGUUUGUAACCAUGAGAAAAAGGCUGAUGAUACUUGUCCUGAGCUUCAUCCAGAAGAGAAAAAGAAGAAGCGUUCUGGAUUCAGAGAUAGAAAAGUAAUGGAAUACGAGAAUAGGAUUAGAGCAUAUUCCACACCAGACAAAAUCUUCCGAUAUUUUGCCACCUUGAAAGUAAUCAGUGAGCAUGGUGAAUCUGAAGUGUUUAUGACUCCACAAGAUUUUGUGCGAUCCAUAACACCCAAUGAAAAACAACCAGAACACUUGGGCCUGGAUCAAUAUAUAAUAAAACGCUUUGAUGGAAAGACAGAGAAAAUUGCCCAGGAACGAGAAAAAUUUGCUGAUGAAGGCAGUAUAUUUUACACCCUUGGAGAAUGUGGACUCAUCUCCUUUUCCGACUACAUUUUCCUUACAACUGUUCUUUCUACUCCUCAGAGAAAUUUUGAAAUUGCCUUCAAGAUGUUCGACUUGAAUGGAGAUGGAGAAGUAGACAUGGAGGAGUUUGAACAGGUUCAGAGCAUCAUUCGCUCCCAAACCAGUAUGGGUAUGCGUCACAGAGAUCGUCCUACUACUGGUAACACCCUCAAGUCUGGCUUGUGUUCAGCCCUCACAACCUACUUUUUUGGAGCUGAUCUCAAAGGGAAGCUGACAAUCAAAAACUUCCUCGAAUUUCAGCGUAAACUUCAGCAUGAUGUUUUGAAGCUAGAGUUUGAACGCCAUGACCCUGUAGAUGGGAGGAUUACUGAGAGGCAGUUCGGUGGCAUGCUGCUGGCCUACAGUGGGGUGCAGUCCAAGAAGCUGACUGCCAUGCAGAAGCAACUCAAGAAGCACUUCAAAGAGGGAAAGGGUCUGACAUUUCAGGAAGUGGAGAACUUCUUUACUUUCCUAAAGAAUAUUAAUGAUGUGGACACUGCAUUGAGCUUUUACCACAUGGCUGGGGCAUCUCUUGAUAAAGUGACCAUGCAGCAGGUGGCCAGGACAGUGGCUAAAGUGGAGCUCUCAGACCAUGUGUGUGAUGUGGUAUUUGCGCUCUUUGACUGUGAUGGCAACGGGGAGCUGAGCAACAAGGAAUUUGUUUCCAUCAUGAAGCAACGGUUGAUGAGAGGCCUGGAGAAGCCCAAAGACAUGGGCUUCACCCGCCUGGUGCAGGCGAUGUGGAAAUGUGCACAGGAUACUGCCUGGGACUUCGCUUUGCCCAAACAGUAACCCAAAACAGCAAGAGGGGGCCACCUCCUUACCCCACUACCCUGCCGCUCAAGCAGAGCCUUGGCACAGGCCUUCCUGCUGCUGCUGGAAGUAGUGCUGCCUUCCUUUGGGAAUGAUCUCAGGAUUCAACCCGUUUCCCCUCUCCGUCCUUCCCCUGAUUCUAGGCUCUGAUUUGGCCCAGUGACUCUCCCCAUUGGUUCUCAAAAACAUGGAGUAGUUCUAAACACUCAGACGUUUGGCACCUUCAACAGCACUACCCAUCCAAGCAUAAAGAACGCGUGGACAUUCACAGAUAUCCACCAACCCUGGAAAACACCCAGUUCUCGACUCGUUCUUGCUGUGGAUUUAUAUUAGGAACAUUCCUUGCUUUUUCUCCUGCUGGUGCUUUUAAGCUAAAAAUUGGGAAAACCUCUGGCAGCAAAAGGAAGUCUGUGAUGAAGAUAGUGAGGAUGCCUGGGCCGCCCUGAGCUGGCAGGCAGCCAGGGCCAGAGAAGGGUCUGUGCCCGUCCCCAGCUUGGCUCUGAGGCCUGCUCCAGGGAGGUGAUGUCGCAGUGGGAAUGCAGCAAGAUGUGGAAUCUAAAGCAGCUGCUUGCUGGCUCUCCCUUCUUUUGCUCAGGCUCCGUAAGAAGACUCCACCGCAACCCUGUGUAGUGAGCAGCAGUGACUGAGUUCAUGUUCCCUGCAGGUGCCAUUCCUCCUCCAGGACUGUGCCUCUGAAGCUGAGGCCUGCUCGGAACCCCUCUGCCCUCCGCACUUCAAUAAUAAGUUUGCGACAAACCCUC